Messenger RNA from Ceratitis capitata (Mediterranean fruit fly), 4056 nucleotides. Its product is annotated as protein tweety. The record is from RefSeq and is a predicted model, not a curated record. The transcript is spliced from 9 exons. Gene Ontology annotation, molecular function: volume-sensitive chloride channel activity; intracellularly calcium-gated chloride channel activity. Gene Ontology annotation, cellular component: plasma membrane. Lineage: Eukaryota; Metazoa; Arthropoda; Insecta; Diptera; Tephritidae.
AAAAAAAGUCUCAAAGAAAAGAUGUAAAGUGUCUCGGUGUGUGGCUACAUUUCCUUUUGCGAAAGAGGUUCAGCCAUUAAGUAGCAACAACAAUACGGCGCGGCAUCAGCACACCGCACAAUCGCAACUUCAGGAUCUCAGCACACAGCAAACGGCACACAGGACACCGUCAGCUCCUUAAGCUGAUAACAUCGGCGGCGUCAACAUUGUCACUUCUCGCUGUGGGUGAAGCGCGAAAACUCCACGCACGGGCUGCCACACGUACACACCCGAGUCGUUAUCUGCUGCUUAUGCGCAGCUGGGAUGCGCUAGCCAUUGUAGUUGUUGCUGUUUUUGUGUGUGUGUGUGUUUAAGCUUAUAAACGGUUUUGAAGCAAUUACAAAGGAAGAAGAAGAAGAAGAAAAAGCAAAAGCAGAAGAAUAAGAAGUACUAGAAAAGGACGUGGAAGCGAAAAGUGACAAAGGUGUGAGAAGAAAACGUAACGAGAAAGCGUUGCGAAAGUGACUUUAAAUUAAUUGGUGCUUUUGUGUGAAAAUGGGUGAUUAUCAUCAUGAGUACAUGGACCAGUAUAGGGUGCCGGUCAUUGCAAAGCUUUUGCAUGCCUUGCCCCACUACAACAUCACGUUUCACAAAAUCAACAGCACGUUUCGUCCGAACGAUGAAAUCUAUUUGGAGAGCUUGGGCAUUUUGGGCUCUGUGCCGGCGGCACUGCUCAUCGUAUCCCUACUUGGAUUGCUGCUCUACUUAAUGACACGAUGUUGUGAUAGAAAGCCACGACCGGCACAUUCCAUUACGAGCUUAAAAGUUGCACUCUCCAUUGUAACGGUGAUGUGUUGUGCGGCGAUAGGACUCGGUUUAUAUGGCAACGAUGACCUUCACAAUGGCUUGUUGGAAGUGCUGACAGCUGGACGAAAGGUCGACAAUUUGGUAACCACCAUACGCAAUCAAACGCACAUACUAGAGAAUACACUGAAGAACCGUAUACGGCCUCAACUGGUUGAGUUGGCUGAUAUAUUUGACCAACCUGUCGCCAAUCAGACUGCGCUUUCCAUACUCUUCGUUUCGCUGAAUAUUGUGCAGGGCAAUGUGACGUUGGCCACAAACGCAGCUGGUGAUAUACGCCGGCCCUUGUUGGGCAUUUCAAUGACACACUUUUUAUCGCGCGGAGAUCAGUGGGAACUUAUACGCUGGCCCGGCACUGUAGCUACUCUUGCACUGCUAUUGGUUCUUUGCGCUGUGCUGCUGGUAGGCGUGGCACGUCAUUCCCGUUGUGCGCUUAUACUAUUCAGCGUCUGCGGCUUACUUGCGGUCACCGGUUCUUGGCUGAUGUCUGGCCUAUAUUUGUCUUCGUCGGUAGCUGUUGGUGAUCUUUGCAUUAAUCCAGCCGACUUUUUGGUUUCCACCUCGCCACGCGAUCUUCCAACGAAUGUACUUCUACACUAUACUCAAUGUGAGCCCGGUCAUACGAAUCCUUUUACGCAACGUUUGCGCGAAUCACAAAACUCGCUGAAUAAUGCACGCAGUGCUAUGGCAACGGUAAUGAAAAUUUCAUUGGUACUCUUCAAGUCGUCUGGACUGCAACCGAAAUUGGGCGCUGUAAAUGCAGAUUUGAAUAGCAGCGAGCGUUUGCUUACACAGCUCACAGCUUUGGUAGAUUGUAAGGCAGUUCAUCAUAAUUUCUUAGCUGCGGCUAGAGGUCUCUGCGAAGGUGGACUGCUGGGGUUGGUAUUGAUGUUGAUUGCAAGCUUUAUUGCUGCCAUCUUGCUGACGAUUAUGGUUUGGGUCGAUUCACAUACAUGGAUAUAUAUACGUAAGCGUAACGAUUAUGCACAGGUCGAUGAGCCGUCGUAUAUUUCGCAUCCAGCGCCACAGAAUCAUCAGCAAAUGAUGAAUGCGGCUCGCACUUUACCGCGAAACCACAACGGGCACUUCAGUCCGCCGGUGAUCAGUGGGUCGCACACCUUGCAGCACCCAUCCAAGCGGCAGCAACACGAGAUGAUGGCGCACGCGCACAUGCAGCAGAACAUGAGGGCUAUGGGCACGCAUACGCUUGGUCGUUUGCCGUCGCACAAUCAUAGCCCUACCCACAUGACUGGUCCCAAUAACGCCUGUAGCGAUCCCGCACGAAGUCAACCGGCAACACUCCAGCAGCAGCAGCAGCAGCAGCAUGCAGCGCAGCAACAACUCGCCCAACAGCAAGCUCAACAAUUGGCCGGUCAACCGAUCUAUUGUCACCAUCCACAUCCACAUUCGCAUGCCGCUGUCGCCGCCGCUGUGCAACAUCAACAUGCCAUCUACCAUCAGCAACAACAAGCGGCUCAACAAUACGGAACUUACGCCACAGCUGCCCAUCCAGCACAUCACAUGACGGCGGCUCAACAAGGCCAAAUAUAUCAGCAGAUACCUGCACAUGUUGCCGCUUUGCAACCAAAUGGUAAUCCACACUCUAUCUACCAGCCACUGGUGGCGGUCAGCCAAGGCUCGAUUUAUGUCUCGAAUAUGGCUACGAUGCGUCGACAGAAUUCGCAAUGACAAGGCCAUCCACAAAUACCGGCUCAUCAUGUACCACCACAUCAGCAACAGCAACACCAACAGCAGCCACCACCACCAAAUCAACAACAGCAACAAUCACACAAUCAAAUGAAAUCGCCACAGGAUGGUUUACAUCAUCGUGACAUACCUGCUACAUCGGGCAUGGAAACGGCAAUUUACGACCGCGAUAAACAGAUAUACAAAUGCUCGACAUUGCGUCAGGGCGGUAAAUUUGAUCCCAAGUAUAAGCCUUCGAUAUUGAAUUGCCCAUUGCCGGAGAUACCAAAAGAUGCCGAACCAGCCAGGGUUGAGUCAAUUUAUCAGCAGCAACAACAUUAUUCUAAAACGCUGCAGCGGCCACCAAUGAAACUGCCACCACAAAUGAAAGCGAUACCACCGCCACGAAUUGGCACACCCACCUCGCCGCCGCCACCAAAUGCCAGCGCACACAACGAGCAUACACAACAUUCAAGUGUACAACAACAACAGCAGCAGCAACAACAACAACAACAACAGCAAAUGCCAAAUGGUGCAAUACCAACGGUGGAUAAUCGACAGUCGAACGACGAUUCAUCAUUGCCUCUGCCACCGCCGCCAUUAGAGGCAACAACGGAUGUUGGUAGUGGUGUCAGUGCAGGUGGCGGCAGCGGCUGCGGCGGCAAUGGUGGUGUUGGUGUUGGUGUUGGUAUCAACUCACCACCCAAAAUUGGGCAUGGAUUGAAUAAUAACAAUAAUAAUAACAACAUCAACUCGAAGAGUAAUGGCAGCCAACAAAGCAACAACACAAACCACGCUAGCAAUGGCAGCAACAACAGUAACAAUGGCAGUAGCAGCAAUAGCAACAAUAGUAACGGCGCCAAUACAUUGCCUCUACACAACGGCAGUUCGGCGAAUAAUAUAGAUGAUGAUGAUGACUUGCCGCCACCACCCCCACCCGUCAUAACCGAUGACUCCAAUUAUGCAGUGACGGAACUGUAAGAGCCAACGACCCAAAAACGAAUGAAUGCGAACAAAGAAAACAGAAAAGAAAGAGAAACACGAGAAGGAAAAACGAAAAAAAGAAUUUCUUUGAAAUAGUUUAAGUGAGACUUUUGACUUCAAGACUAAUUGGUUGGAUUUGGGGCAUCGGAUGUUGGAGUGUGGGCAUGCAAUUAUUGUAAGUAAGAUUGCACGUGGUCAGUGGCAAGUCAGUGCGUCAGUUAGUGAGUCAGUCCGCCGUUUGGGGGGGUAGCAAUGCAAUGUAGUGUUGUUGUGCACACAAUUUGCCCACAGCAUGGCACGUCGUUGUUUCAUAUGUAGUAGUUGUAGGUUUUAAGACUCCAGUUAAUGUUGUUGUUACAAAUCUGGAUAUACAUACAAAUAUAAUAUAAUAUAAAAGAAGAUACAUAGACGUAAAUACAUACAUACAUACCUACAUGCAUACAUGAUGAACAAAAUGUAAUGAGUAAAAUUUAAUCCGAGUAGAUAAUCAUGCAAAUACAAACAUACAUACAUACAUAUAUUAAAAAUAAUAAACAUAAUAUU